Penicilliopsis zonata CBS 506.65 is the source of this 1018-nucleotide messenger RNA. RefSeq lists its product as hypothetical. Bases 282 to 974 code for a protein of 230 amino acids. NCBI's taxonomy places the organism in Eukaryota, Fungi, Ascomycota, Eurotiomycetes, Eurotiales, Aspergillaceae. The transcript has 3 exons. The record is from RefSeq and is a predicted model, not a curated record.
CUCCAUCAGGCGACCUUUUCGUAGCAAACUGACGGGGACCUUCGACAGAGUCCGUGCCAUUGUGUAAGCAAACCCUGGCAGUACCUACGAAAAAUGACUUGAGAGGGACCUGGUCGAAACCCAUCAAACUGCGUCAAGGUUGCACCGAAGGACGCCUUUCCACCCGUUGAACAUAUAUAUAACUGUGUUGACUUCCCCUGCCUCUGGGUCUUUGCAUUCUACACUGGCUACUUUUAUCAGGCUUUUGAACAAUCCCCUUAGGAUUCUUUGUCAAUGACAACAUGAUGGCUUGUCGCUGUUCCCACAGACAUCACACCCACCACGCUGACUCGGAGCAUCUAACACAUCAUCGAGAUGAAAAUGCACUUAGUACGGAUGGUCAUGAUGGCCAUGCUCUCGGGGUACCCGACUACUCGACUCACGAACACUGUUCUCGACCCGCGUGCCAUAGAAUGAGAACAGAUGCCCAACACAUAUACAGUGAUCUACACAACGAACCGUUGAUGUGUUGUCGAGCCCACCCUCAGAACGUCCAUGACGACUACGAGGAGGAAUGCCACGCUCAUCAAACCCAUUCCCAGCUCCAAUUCCAUUCCCCAGAAGUGCAGAAUCACAGACACAAUCACCUUCAUUUCCAUAAGCACUUCACCCUCCCAUCUAGUACAGAGGGACUAUGUCAUUCUCAUUCUCAUUCCCAGUCCCAGAGUACGGCGCAUGUCUGUCACAAUCUCUCAUCCCAUUCACAGUGUCAGUCUAACUCCCACUCCAAUUCACAUGCCCAUUAUCGCGCGCACUCGCAUGCACACGCUCGCUCUCAUGGCCAUUCCCAUUCGCAUUCGCAUUUCCAUGCAACCUACCGAGAACGAUGCCAUCACCACCAGACCAGAAAGGCAUAUGGGCCCCCUCUUCCUCUCUCCUUCAUGGCCUGUACUCGACGAGAAGGAAGGAGUCGGUCAAGAGAUCCGAACUUUUAGAGUAGCUUUCUUUAAUUCCCUAAGCAAUGGUAAAUCAUUUCGGG